CUUGAACUUAAUUUAAACCCAAAAAGCAUUUGUUUCAGAGGACAACAUUCUGCCUAAAUGGAGAUCUGUUUUUCACUGACUUGACUGGCACAACACUAUUGUUGCUUUGUCUUCUGAAAAAUUGUUGCGAUGGAGGUCGCAAAGCCUGCUUUGAAAGUACUGAAAAAACGUCGCUCCAGUCUUUUUGCCACCAUAAAACGGGAGGUAAGUUUUUCAACAAGCCUCGAAGACCAAGAAUGCGAAUUCCCCUUUUCCCAGGACAGCUCUGUGAAGCCAUGGACAUCUAUGGACAACCUUGACGCUCCUGAUGAGAAAAUUAGACCAAAGAAAAAUCUCGAAAAAUCAGUACCAAACCUGAGGAGGUCAAACAUUGUCAACCUGAACAUAGGCGGAAAGGUUUUUCAUAUCCCGAAGCACUUGGUUCUCAAACACCCGAAAACCAGGAUUGGAGUUCUUGCCCUCUGCGAUGAUCCGGUCAAGCGCCUGACUCUCUGUGACGAUUACAACGUCCGCAACGACGAGUUCUUUUUUGACAGGGAUCCCAUGUUUUUCCACUACAUCUUCCACUUUUAUUGCAGUAAUGUCCUGUGGGUGAUGGACAGCCUCUGCCCGGUCAACUUUGAGCAAGAGAUGUCAUUCUGGGGCUUAAAACUGAAGGACACUCCAAGGUGCUGCCGCAUUCUGUUUGAGGAGAAAGUGGACGACAUCAGAGACCAACUGAAGGUGAACCAAGAGUUGAUUGACGAGAUCAAGCCUCACCAGGAUGACGAGGGAUACAAAGCCAUGUUUCUUGGAGGUCUUCGAAAGAUCCUCUGGGACUUGAUGGAGAAUCCUUACUCCUCACUGUCAGCCAAAGCCUUUGCUGUGUUUUCCAGUCUGUUUGUGCUCAUCUCUAUCGUUGCAAUGACAAUGAACACAGUAAACGAACUCAGGCAGUACAAACUUGCUGGAAAAACCUACAUGGAGUGGAUAGAGAUAUCCUCCAUCCUCUUCUUCACCUUGGAGUACUUUUUGCGGUUACUCACAACGUCCAACAUCAAACAUUUUGUGAAGAGCGCCCUCAACUUUGUUGACGUGGUGGCCGUGAUGCCCUACUUCCUCCAGAUCAUUUUUGAGACCUUUGUCAUGGAUUCAGAAGACGUCAGUGCAAAGGAAGAUUUGAAGGCCAUGGCAAGAGUCAGUAAAAUCAGCAAGGUGCUGAAAGUUGUCAAGUUAAUGCGCAUCUUCCGUAUCUUGAAGCUGGCUCGUCACUCCACAGGCAUGAGGGCGUUUGGUUUCACCAUUCGACAGUGCUCUGAGCAGGUCUGCUGUUUGUUUCUGUUCAUUGCCAUGGGCAUCUUCACCUUCUCUGCUCUCAUGCACUCUGUGGAGAUAGAUCAGCCCGGGACCCCAUUCAGCAGCAUUCCAGAUGCCUGGUGGUGGGCUGCGGUGAGCAUCUCCACUGUGGGCUACGGAGACGUCGUCCCUAUCUCCUAUCUUGGCCGCUGUGUGGCGUUUUGCUGCAUCUCUUUCGGCAUCAUCCUCAAUGGGAUGCCCAUCUCCAUCCUAUUCAACAAGUUUUCUGACUAUUAUGCAAAACUGAAGGAACAGGAAUACACGUGCACCAACACUGAGCGCACCUUCCAGCUCCGGAAACGCCUGAGGCGCAAGUUUGACAGUUGCUUUGAACCCAGGAUAGAGGAGUCUGAUGACGAGACGCACUACCGGCCCCACGGCAGGCAAACGGUCCACGAGAACGAAGAUCUGGCCGGCCACUAGUUGCAACCUUGCUCACACUAAAUGGCCUUAUCAUCCAAGGGUCUGGAUUUUGUGGGACCCAAUCUGCCUCCAAGUCUUAAGCCUUUGGGACUUAGGAUAGACAAUGUAAGGGAGGGUAACGGAGGCGGCAGCAAGUUGAGUAAAGCUUUAAGCUUCAGCUGCACAGUAGACGCUGUUUGCACGCUAUUGGUAAUGAGUCCUAUGUGAAAUGGACGUGAGGCUGCCAUUAGACAACCUCCUGUCCGUUUCCAAGAAUAGCUCUCGGCCGCAUCAAAUCCGGCUAUACUGAAAUAUAUUUUUGACACAAGGAGGUCAAGUAGUAACAUUUUUAGUGAGCCAAAGUCACUAGAACAU
This is a messenger RNA of Pungitius pungitius (ninespine stickleback), 2112 nucleotides long. RefSeq names its product potassium voltage-gated channel subfamily V member 2. The transcript has 4 exons. The coding region runs from base 130 to 1758 and encodes 542 amino acids. NCBI's taxonomy places the organism in Eukaryota, Metazoa, Chordata, Actinopteri, Perciformes, Gasterosteidae. The record is from RefSeq and is a predicted model, not a curated record. Gene Ontology annotation, biological process: protein homooligomerization; potassium ion transmembrane transport. Gene Ontology annotation, cellular component: voltage-gated potassium channel complex; membrane. Gene Ontology annotation, molecular function: delayed rectifier potassium channel activity.